CGCCCCUUGCCCUUCGCCCUUUGGAGCCCCGCUAUCGACGACAGCCCUACAUUCUUCACCCGUAGUAGAUGUCUCGUUUCAGCUUUCAGCCUCACCCACAAGCAGACAAGUGUUUAAGUAAAAGAAAGUUCUAUUUCCGGCCGGGUUGAGGAACAGCUGAAUGCUACCGCUAUUGAGGUUAUUGAGCGUCAUUUGGUACCUCGUCCAAGAAUUCGAAGAGAAAAACCAUCGAGUAUAAAAGUGCUCGGUCCGAAUUCGAUCUUAGACAGCGCUUCAGCCUCCGAGCCUGCUGAACACGAAAUCUGGAAAUGGUGGACAGGGCUGAGCUUGAAGGAUAUUUAUGAAAACUCUCAUAACCGCCUUCCCAAGAAACUCCAAGUUUUCUCACUUAUGGAGCAUCUUCCCAUUGAACUUCGUCGAGCCGUUAUUCGACACGCCGACAUUCCGUCCCUCAAAUCUCUAAGACUCACGUCUAAAGCCUGGGCAGAUCUUGGGGAGGAAUAUUUAAUCUCGUCGGUCUUCACUUCACUACCACACUGCCCCGAUAUCCCUCGACUUCAGGCUCUCUCGCAACAUCCAAGUUUCAAGCAUAGGGUUCGAAGUCUAAUUCUCAAUCACGGAGAACUUAAUGAAUAUCAUGCUCGUCACAACACCUACUUCUUGCAGUACAUGCGAGAACCGGAGUCCCGUCUGGAGGCGCAAACCUCUGCUUGGGGCAUUUACGCUCAGCUCAAAGAAGACAAGGAGCGUUACCUUCCAACAUCAUGUGAAACAAAUACACUCACAACAAUCUUCGGCAGGCUACCGAAUCUAAGGAGUAUCGAAGUAACGCUUACAACCUGUCCCUUCGAAGAGGAGAGGCACCCCGAACUCCUGAAGGAUAUCUGGCGAAUCCCCUCGAGCCGUCUCCUUCCUCGGGUUGCGACUACAGAACGCUUUACCAAUGUUCUCACAGCCAUAUCCUCGAACGUCUCGACCAUCCGCAUCAAGAAUCUCUCCCACGACCGCUUACCCUUCGAAUUCUUCGCCCAGAAGGCAAUCGUGAACUCCCUUCUCUCAACAGCCUUCCAAUCUCUCACGACGUUGAAGUUGGCUAUUGAUUACAGCGACAUGCCAAAUAACCUGCAUUCUCCUCAGGCAUUCCAAAACCUAUCUCACUGUCUCCGAGCUGCUGCGUCACUUCAGCGUCUAGAUUUUGCAUUCGAGGGAAGGAAGAAAAUCGACAUCUCACCACUCUUAUCCUUGUUCAGGGAAGCGGGCCAUCGAUUCUCGAGUCUGGUAGAACUGACAUUAAAGGGGAUCGUCAGCACGGAGAUGGAGCUGGGGGAUUUUCUCACGGCGCAGGAGAGCUUGAAGAUCUUGCAACUUGGUGGACUAGGCGUCAGAGCGCCACACCAACCUUCGAAUGGAGGGUUGCAUUUAAAAGAAGGCAGCUUCAGGGGACUCUUUGGUCGGCUAAGGACUGAGCUGGAUUUAAAAGAGCUUAGGAUCCAAGGAGAUCUAGUGGCGGUAGAGAGCGGGGAACGUUGGGUCUUGGACCAUGCUGAACUUGAGGAGAGACUGCGGGAGUAUGUCAUAGAUUAAUUUUCAAUCGUUCUUUUCUUCUUUCCGUUAAGUAUCAUCAGAUAGUUCGGCUUCAAUCCCAAAUCGAAGGAACUCUCCAACGGGAUCCAAUUGAAAUAGUCCACGUUGACUUGGAAGAUGGAGAAUUUGGGAUGCCUUUUCUGGCCACCACGAGACAUGACACAUUAAAUGUGGGAAUCUAAAAUUCAU
This is a messenger RNA of Hyaloscypha bicolor E, 1773 nucleotides long. RefSeq lists its product as uncharacterized. The transcript has 2 exons. NCBI's taxonomy places the organism in Eukaryota, Fungi, Ascomycota, Leotiomycetes, Helotiales, Hyaloscyphaceae. Bases 391 to 1584 code for a protein of 397 amino acids. Gene Ontology annotation, molecular function: protein binding. The record is from RefSeq and is a predicted model, not a curated record.